Caenorhabditis auriculariae is the source of this 15617-nucleotide messenger RNA. Lineage: Eukaryota; Metazoa; Nematoda; Chromadorea; Rhabditida; Rhabditidae. The record is from the annotation of a GenBank genome assembly.
AUGGUCGAUCAAAUGGACACGCUGGACCACCGGCGGAUGGACACUCUGGAUGGACGCCAGCGAAAGAAUUCCGGCGACGAAGAGCCUCCACCGCCGCCUCCCAACCAUAAUUCCUACUAUUUUAAUAGUGCCGCCGCCCUGGAGGACAGCGAGGAACGACGUCGGAUCAAGACCCAAGACGUCGCCAAGAAUCAAAAGCUUUUGCCUCGUGACAACGAGGCUAAUUCCUCGUGCGUUUUUCAGGCUGUUUCUGACUUUUUCACCUUUUAGUUUGUAUUUUAUCUAGUUGAAAAGUAUUUUGAACCUUUUCCGGUUUUUGUUGAGGUUAUCUGGCUUGAGUGGCUUGACACGACAAAAACUACUGUAAGAUUGGUAGUCCCAAUUUUUUUUUUAAAACUCCUUUCUAAAUGCUCCGCUACUAUGAAGCUUGUUCUAAUUUCUAAGUUAAAUAUUAGCUCAAGGGGAUAUUAUUCCAUAGCGCUUGAACUUAUAGAUAGGAACCUUGUAUAUUUAAUUUUUUUACUCGAGAAAAUGAUUUUUGUUUUGUUUUGUAAGGGUGUUUUUUUUCAAUUUGGCUUUUUUGUGGCUUCUGACCUUUUUCUUGAGAUAUCAGUUUUACUAAAAGUUUGGAAUUUUUUUUCCAAUUUUUAUUAGUGUCUCAUCAUCUGUAUUAAGUUAGUUCAACUUCAUUGAAGAUUUUUCUGAUUUUUUUCUCUUCGCGAUAAAGUUUUUUUCUACAAUAAAGGGUUUUUUUCAAAUUUUUUUAAUUAUAUUUUUUUGAUUGAAAUUAAUCGAUUUGUUUACAGAACGGUCAUCGAAAACAAAGGAUGGGACAUUUUUUUCGGCUACUGCCUGCAAAACCCGACAAAGUCGGCCACGGUUCGUUUUUAUUUUUUUCCUUUAUUUUUUUAUUUUUUUGAUUUGUUAAGUCGAUUUUUUUGUGAAUGAUAGACUUUUUCCUAUAUUUUUUUAUAGUAUCAUUUUCGUAUUAAUACUGAUUAUAUUUAUCGAAUUUGACUUCUUUUUUUUCGAACUUUAAGUAUUUCCUAUGAGGCUACUGACAUUGGUGAUUGUACUUCAAGAUAGACUCUUAAUUUUAAAUUUUUUUUUGUAGAUUUUCCGCAUGAGUUGCUGUGUAAAUACCUUCGUGGAUCUUUCUUUUCUUUUUUCGGUUUUUUAUCACGAUUUUUCUCCAAUAUAUCGAAUUGCUCCUGUCUUUUUACAAAGUAUAACUUCACUAGAAAUGAAUCGAUUGAGAGGCUUUUGUCGUUUUGAAAUUGAAAAAUCGGAGCUCAAAAACUAAGAAGUUCUUUUUUUUUGUUCAUUUGGCUAAGUUUCAAUUUUUUUUCUUAUAGAUGACCCAAAUCUAUCCUUCGCGAUUUAAAAAAAAAUAAAAAUUAUUUUUGAAUGUCCCUGAGAGAGUAUCUUUUGAGCGAUUUCCUACUCACUUCUUCUUUACAACUUUGAGCUAUCUCAAAAAUAACCGUUCAGCAAAAUUCUGUAUGAGGCGUCUUUUUUGCGUUCCUUUUAACUUUCCUUGUGAAAGUAGUGUAAAUUUCAAGGUUCUAUUCAUCUGUUUGUUGAUUUUCCGAUCCAGAAAUGCGCUGGCCGGCGGCCAAAAACCUUUGGAAAAUCCCGGUUUUCAAAAAUGCUGCUGAGCCUUGUCAAAAAAGUGUCGAAAACGUCGCAAAGCUCUAAGUUUCGCCAUGUCCCCAAUCGUGUUUGUUUUUCGCUAAUUGCUCUCGCUGCUCACUUUUUUCUUCGCCUAAAGAGCUGCUAGGUGAGCUCUUUUGUCGUCGAUGUGGAGCACGAACAGCGUGAAAAAAAAGUCGACGACACUCUUUUUUUUCUGUUUCCUCGUACUAAUUCUACACUCAUCUUUGAGACAAUCGGAUGAGUGCAAAUAAUGUCGAUUUUCUGUCCCCUUGUUGGGUGUGGAACGGUUCGAGUGGGAAAAGAAACAGUUUCACAGAGGGUGAAGAAAAGAAAACACAAAAAAAAACUGGAAAAUGAUUAUUUUAUGAGCAAAAAAGCGAAAAUUAUUAUGGAAAAGACGUUUCAAAAAUGUCUAAAGAAGCUCUUUGUAAACUACAAUGGUGAUGAAGCCUAAAUUAGAAGCAGUUUUUUGCAAACAUUUUUUCUGAAAGACUUUCGAAAAUCCUGGAGCCCUUCUUUAACUUUUUAGGAUGGUAAAACAUGUUUUUUUUUCCUAGAUCGCAAAAUCGCUACUUUCUGAGCGUUUCUGUGACAGUUUAUGCUUGCAAAAAGAAAUUUGAGAUUUUUUUUUUAUGAAAGUAAGUGACUUAUAAGCACAAAAAUGAUCCCUUUUUAGUGAAGAGGAAAAAAAAUGAGAAAGAGGUUAGGUAAAUUAAAAAUUUGUCUCUUUCCUGUCAGCAAAAUUUCCGAACUAGUUGUUCUUCCCUAUUUUAAAUCCUUCAAUAAGUUCCUGUGUCUAAGAAAUGAAAAUUUUGAUUUUUUCGGUUGAACCUUGUUCAAAUUGUCAAUAAUUUUUUCCAGGUUUCUGGCACGAUGCCAGCCUUCAAGUGCUCAAACUCGCCACAUUUAUCGUUCUGUUCGCCCUGACGCUUUCCUCGGCGGUCGUCGCGAAAAGCGCCUUCCUCCUGAUGACGUCAGCCAUCGGCUGGGGCGACCAGACGAUGACCAUCUGCAACCAAGUCGUUUCAGGUCCGUACAUGGGUCAUUUUAGGGCAGGGGUGUAUUCUGAAGUGUUUAUUUUUAAUGGAGUGGGUAUAUUUGUGGUAUCGCUUUGUACCAAAACAGGAAUUAAUACUUGCAGAAGCGACUCAAAACACGGUGAAAAUCAAGAACCAACACGUCGUCAAGUGGGUCUGGGCGACGUUACUCGCCUUAUGUGCUCCAGAAGCCCUAUGCUUCGUCAGAUCACUCCACAGAACCAUGUUCAAAAACGUCAAAAGACCGACUUUCAUGCAGUUUAUGGUGGUGAGUAACGGUUUGACUUCUCUCUUCUCUAGUGGUGAGGGAAAAGAGGGUCCAGACAGGUCAGAGGGAUUCGAGUUAGGAUUUAUAGUGUGUGCUUGCGAUAUCCUAUAUUUCUAAUUACGCGCUAUCUUAAUGUUUCUGGGACAUAGCAGGUAAGGUAAAUGAGGGUCCAGAUAGGUCAGAAUUUUUAGAAAACAAUUUCAACAAAAAAUGAUUAUGUUGCUUCAGGUUCUUCUGAUCGAAUCUCUGCACUCGAUCGGCGUUGGAAUCCUGGUUUUUCGGAUUUUUCCCGACCUUGAUGCGGUCACAGGUUCAUCUGUGAGACAAGUUUUAGAAAAAUAUAAAUUUUUCAGCUGCCCAAUUGACGAAUGCAAUGUGUUUCGUUCCGUCGGUGCUGUCACUGAUCAGCCGCCGACCAAACAAGGUUAUUUUUUUUAAAGGCGCAGGGCGUGGUUUGAAAAAAAGAAUUUUGAGAGGAAAACUUAUUAUUUUGAUCUGUACCUGUUUUCUUUCUUCUUUUGUUCUUUUAACAUUUGUAAUAGAUCGUAUGAGCUUUGGAAAUUUUUCCAAGAAACAAAUUGUUUCUUCAAUUAGAAAAGGAAAAACUCAUCGAAUUUCACUUUUCUUCCAUCUUCCUUAUCAAAAAGUCCGCCUCUCUUCCAGAUUGCCCUCAUUUUGGUCAUCAUCGAUAUGGCGGCCAUCGCAGCUCAGAGCAGUGGAUUUUGGGCCUACCCGGUAGGAAAUUCCAAAAUCUCAAGGCUUCUCUACAGUAACCAUACUUAGAUGUUCAUGCCGAACCUACAAAAGCACUCGGUGGCAAUUCCCGUCUCAUUGACGCUCGUCUCACUGGCCUGGUGGCAGAAUUUCGUCCACCUGGACUCGGUUUUCCCACCUGUCCGGAGUUUGGCCAGGUCCUACCUGUCAUUUUUCGGAUUUUGAAUGUGAAGGUUCAGAUUUGCCUCACGGCUUUCUGAGCGAAGGUCGAAGACCUACGCGUUCGUCUCACUCUGGAAAAUGUGCAUUUAUUUCGUCUGCGCAGUGCUUUUCAUAUCUCACAGGUAAUGACAAAGUUUAUCCCUUUUGGGAGAGAUUUUUGUUAGCCUCGAUCUUUAAACCCUUGCUCAGAGAUUCAAAAAACCAGCUAUAAGGCUUAAAAGGCUUAAAAAAGGAUAGUUUAUGGCUUGUAAAUGAGAUUUUUCGAAGUUCCAAUGCUUGGAUUUGAUGAGAAAAGAGCUGGUUAUGAAGAAGUGAAAUAAAAAAACUUGUAAAAAAAAUAGAAAAUUGCUGAGAGAAAAAUUGUUUACCGAGUUGUGGAAGUUGUGGAGCGCUUUUUCAACACUAAUUAAGUUUUACUGAUCGUCGAUUUUUCAAAGUACAAUCUGAAGCUCCAAAAUUUGAAUAAUCUAGUUUCAAAGUCAGAGAAAUGGAUAUGAAAUACUUUUCAGAAUGAAAAUGGAAGAUCUGUUGCAAAAAGAUCCGUUUGGCGAGAAGCUGUUGGCCGUCGUUGGCCACAACAUGAACCAGACCCAAAUCGACAAGUUCCAAACGAGAAUCAACGCCAUGAUUGAGAUGGCCAAUCGAGGUUCAACCGAGAAAAAAAAAAUGAUUUCAAAAAAAGUUUUCUAGAAGCCGGGUACUACCAGCCGCCGCCGAAGAAGCCUCCAAAGAAACAAAAUCCAGACGAUGUUAGCAGUUUUUUUAAGGAAAACUUUGCGGAAUACCUUGGUCGCAUUUGGAACUACUGAAGGCAUUAAAAGUUCUGCAAACUUAGAGAGAGCCCGACCCAGAACGACUUGCGCUCAUUCUAUAUGUGGCCUCGGUUUUUCAGUAGCCAUUUACUUUCUGUGUAUUUUCUCAGGCGAUGAAUAAGGAAGAGCUAAGCAGCCACUCAAGUGAUUAGGGCUCGAAAAUCUUUUUUCACUCAUGGUCCAUCCCAUAAAAACAUGAAAAUUAACGAGAGGGCGUAAAAAAACUUAAAAAACAGCUGUGAACUUUAGCUAAAAAGGUCAUUUUUCUUUGUGGCUGGGUUUCCCUGGAAAUGACCAGGACACUCCUGGAUGUACCAGAUGAACAUGAUGAAAUUCUAAACUUGAACAAAUUUCUAGUUUUUGAAAUAUGAGGACUCAAAGUGCUAAAAUGGUUUAUUUCAACGGAAUUCGAUUGUUUUCGUUGACUUUGAGCCCUCAUUUCUGAAAAAUUAAAAAGUUGUGCAGGUCAGGAUUUUCAGGCGCCCCAUCUGGUAAGCUAAGAAGUGUCAUGCAUAAUUUUCAGGGGAUUCCCAACCGCAAUGUAAAAUGACCUCCAUUUUAAGUGCGUCAUAAUUCAUAAUUCACGUAUUUUCAUCCAUUUUUUAAUUACACGAUCAAACUAUAUACAAGUUAUUUGCAGGCCGAAGUGGUCGACACCGGCGAGUACAAGCGUUUGAAGCGAGCCGUCCAUGAGGAAGUCGAAGAGGAGGAAGAAGAAUUCAUGAGUUAUAACGUGAUUGGAUUCACUGAAAAUCAGAUAAGUAUGUUGAAGUUUCAGAUCUACAGCAACUACGUCGAAAGAAAUCAACUGACGAUGGCUUAUGACGCUUUAUGGAUCGUCAUCGUUCAAGUCGCGGCCGUUUUUGUCUGCUAUCACAGCAGCAAAUUCGCCUGCAAGGUGUCCGAUUUAGAGAGCUUUGAGCAGUUGAAGAGAAGAAUUUCAUUAAAAUUUAUUUGGAGAUGAAUUUUUGUGUAAAAACUGACGGAAAUCGGCUUUUAAAAGAUUUUCUGUUGAGUUUUUUUUGGAAAGAAUAGAAAAAAAGGACCUUUCUGGGAAGUUUAUGGAGAAUUCAACUGAUUUUUACGCGCAUGUAGUCAGGUUAAAUUUUUUCUACGAACGUUCCGACCGCGACGCGUUGAGCCAUUCCAAAUGCAGCUCUUCAUCAAAAAUCAUUUUCGCGCUCGAAUAAAGAGAAGAACUUGAAUAUGCUUGAGUUUUCAGUUGGUAUAUUUUUCAAUCCAACUGUUUUCGGAAUUGGAAGACUUUACCAAUUUUCUUUUGUGCCUUUCCCAGUCUUAUCUCGUAGGAUUUGCUGAGGAAAAAAUCAGAAAAAUCUGGGAUUAAGGAUUAUGAAUUCGAAAAGGCUGUCCGUUAAAAAUUUCAAUAGAGAAUUUCCAUCUCAAAACGGUUUUGAAACAACAACAAAAAUUCGAUUGUUUUUGGUUAUACCCAUUCUGUUCAGGUAAUGAUGCAGCGGAUGGGUUUCGCCUUGCCGAUGGCCCUCUCUGUACCUUGUACAGUAUUCGUCCUCUCCACAACUUGUCAUUUUCGUGCCAAGAACCCGUGUCAUCUCACCAGCUUCCUCACGAUUGUAUGAUUUAUUUUGAGGAUUUUCUGGAAGUUGGCUGGGAAAAUUUUUAAAUCUUCAUUUUUUUAGAGGGCUUCAAAGUCUUCAGGGCUUUUAUGAAUCUAUUAAAAGGCAAAGUCGCAUUUGUUUUUUUCAUGAAUUUUGAACCAAAAUUUUGGAAGCACAUCUGAAAGAAGUUUCAUUGAAAUUUUAUAGAAUCACCCCUUGCUUUUCCCGUUUGAGCCAAAUUAGAUAAAAACCUAUAUAUUUCUUUUUGCAUUAGUUUUGAGAGUAUGAUCUUGACCAAAGUUCCGUUCCAGGAACUCUUCUGGCAAUGCGGCUCGGCCUACAAAUCGAUCGCCGACUUCGUCCUGACGCCUCAGACCUGGAUCUGGCUUUGUUGGCUCGCCUCUCAAUUCUGGAUCACCAUACAUCUGUGGAAUCCCAAGCACGAACGACUCGCCAAAAGCGAGAAGUAUAUAGAUUUCUUGGAAAUGCAUGGAAAUAAAAUUCUCCUUGAAAAAAUUAAUGCUUAAAAAAAUAUUCUCUUUAUUUUUAAUUUUCAAGUGCCUAUUUCUAAAUCUUGGAGCCUCAAAUCUUAGAAAAAAUGUGAAAAGCCAGGUUCUCACGAAAUUUCAAGACUUUUUCUUUUUCACGGCUUUUUUAAGAUAUGUCGGAGUCGAAACAAAGAAAAUAAGUUUACUUGAUCAUCCUUGAAAAGGCAAGAAGAAGCUUGCGUAUCCCUGAAAAGUUGCCGACUAUUAACAGUUCGAAAAAAAUUUACCACGAAAUGUCGUUCAGAAGCUUCAGCUUUAGGACCAUUUUUAAUUUAGGAAAAACAGCUUUCUUGAAAUUUCUGACGAGCUAAAAGCUGAAAGACAGCAUAGGUUAUAUAUAUAAAUUUUUUUGCAUAGAAGUAUUAUCCUUUUCCAGACUAUUCAUCCUUCCCUACUACAUCGGCGCGUUCGUCGACCAAUCCCUGGCGUUCAAUCGAAGACGUGACGACAAGGCGAAAAUCAAGGCCGAAGACCUGGAAUUUGACCAGGAGGACUCCUCGUUGACCUAUGAGACGAUUCCGGGACUUCAAGGCAAGGCCCCGCCGUCGGUUUGCUCGGCGAGCAGCAGCAAACUGGAGAAUGGACUCAUUCGGUAGGGGUUUUAGGGAAUUCAUUGAGUUAGGUCUCUUCAGAGAAUCAUUUUCGGAAUAGAUACGAUAAAGCUUUUUCAUCUUUUCAACUUUUAUUUUUUAGCCUUUUGCGAUUUUGCAGAAAAGGGACAAUUUUUAGACUUUCGGAAGCCUUGGCUUCGAAAAUUAACUAAAUGUGUAAGCCGAACUGAAGGAGGAGCAAAAUGUUCGCGAAUUAUCUUUGCGUCUUUUUAAAAAAAAAACCUUUCGAGUAGUCCCUUGAAGAAAUGUAACAGGAACCUCAAAAGGACCUACUAAAGCUUUAGGCUCUUAUUGGACCGCUCAACUCAGAAAUCUCCAUAGAGAACCCCAAUUUUUGAAUUCUUAUAGGUAUCUCAAAACAACCCCUUAUAAUGGUCUUGAAAACACAAAAACCCUUUGGGGACCACUCCAAAGUUUUCAGUUAAGAGCGGUUUUGAACUACAAUGACGUCAUUGUCGCAUCACAGUAUGAAGAAACUCUUUCAGAGACAGCGCAUCGUCGGCUGACGCCAUCACGAAGAUCUACGCGUGCGCGACGAUGUGGCACGAGACGCCCCACGAGAUGACGUGCAUGCUGAAGAGUAUCUUCCGGCUCGACGAGGACCAGUGCGCCAGGAGAAACGCACAGAAGUACCUCAAGGUGGCUCUUGGAGUCUUGAACGUUUAUCGAGAUCUUUUUUCUUGCAAUUGUUUUGAACUUUCUAAUUCAAAAAAGAAGAAAAAUUACUUUUUUAUUAUCAUUUUUUUUUUUUGCCAAAUUUGCCUUAUCCUAGUUUUUUUGAGAUCAAAAUUUUGAAGAAAAAAAGGCGCGCGGCAACUGAGGGGCCAGAAUUGAGUUCCGUCUAUGCAAAGUACAAUUUAUAUAUAUAUUUUUCCUAAACUACAAUGUAUUCUAUUCAAAGUUAAGUUGAAGCAAAAAAACACUACUGACACGUCUGUAUCUCUUUGUUUCGGAUACUUUUUUUCGCCAGAAAUCUUUAUUCGGCACUGUAAAAUGAUGAAAAAUAUAAUCUCAAUGCAAAUUUGCUUUUUCCUUUUUCGAAGCUGAGUUUUCACUAUUUUUAUUUUUUUAGAUUAAUUCUCAUCGUAUUCUCAUUAAAUGUUGUAACUAUUUGACGUUUUUUCUUUCAAAGCUCGAAAAUGGUUAAAAAGCAUUUAUUCUCAACAAAAGUUACCAUAAUUUGUAUCAGCCAUCCAUAAAGCUAUUCUGAUUAUUUUUUGUUUUUCUUUCUUAUAAUUCGUCUCUUGAAGGUGAUCGACCCGGACUACUACGAAUUUGAAGCUCACAUCUUUGUCGACGACGCUUUUGACGUUAACGAAUAUGGCGAGCCACAAAUCAACAAGUUUGUCCGGCAAAUUGUCGAGGUCAUGGAUCAGGCUGCAAGGUAUUCAUAAAAAAAAUGAAAAUGUAUUAUCAUCAUCUAUUUCAGUGCUGUCCACCAAACGCACAUGAGGCUGAAGCCGCCGAAGAAGGCCAAAACGCCGUAUGGAGGAAAACUUUGCUACAUCAUGCCCGGAAAGAACAAAUUGACGAUUCAUUUGAAGGACAAGAACAAGAUCCGGAACAGGAAACGGUGGAGUCAGGUGAGACAGGACAGAGAGAACAGUGGCGGCUUGCAGAGACGCUAGAGAAGCUAAAGUGUCUUAGUUGUCUGAAGUCUCUUCAGGCUGUCGUUGAUCUGGGAAAGCGAACGAGAAGGCAAAGUGAGAGAAUAGGGCUAUUGAAGAGAAAGCGGAGACGUUAGAUUUUCCUGAUUGUCUGGCGUCUCUUCAGGCCGUCGUUGAUCUCCCGAAAAAAAAAGAGAAAGACGAUUGCUAAUUAGAAAAUAUGAGAGAAGUUAGACUUUUUGGGUUGCCUGGAGUUAAAUAAUUUGGAACGAUCAUAAAUCACUAUGUUUCCGAAAUUUGUGGAAUUUUUUUUGAAUCGAUAUCAUUCCAGGUGAUGUACCUGUACUACCUGCUCGGCUACAGACUAAUGAUGAAGGUCGAUGAUCCGGCAAGAAAGGUAGCUUUUAUAGAAAAAGAAGAAAAAUAAUGGUUUUUUCAGGAAGUUAUAUCGGAGAACACUUUCAUCUUGACGCUCGAUGGCGACGUCGACUUCACGCCGUCUUGUGUUCAUCUACUGGUCGACUUGAUGAAGAAGAAUCGGAGACUCGGCGCUGCUUGUGGACGGAUUCAUCCCCGUGGCAGUGGAUUGAUGGUUUAGGCUUAUUUUUUUGAAAAUAAAAUGGAAAUAUUAUAAAAAUUGGACCGAAAAUUAGCGUUUAAGAAGCGAAUAAGUGCGAUGUAAAGAAGUGGUUUAAGUUUUUCAUUUUUUUCCAGAACCGUCGGUUUUUUUCUUGACAAUAGUUAGAAAGAAUAGUUUUUUCAAAAUUACCUGAAAAAAAUUAAGCUCCCAGACCUAUAAAUGAAACUUUAGAUAAGUUCCUGAAGUUGUAUAAAUGUCCCGUGUGAUGAAACGUAUUCCAAUGCCCAAGAUUCAUUAACUUUUAUUGAAAUCGGGUCAAUCUUUAGAAACUAAAUUUCAAAAAUUAAUGAAAAUAACUGAAAGUUUUUGUUCUUUAAAGAAAUUCGUUGAAAGAUUCGUCUUUUAGCUGUAAGAGGAUGUGAAUUGCUAAAGUUUCCGACAUACUGAAAGAAAAGUCGAUAAGUUUCGAGCCUAUUGCAAGGAAUUUUUUGCAGGUUUGGUACCAAAAGUUCGAGUACGCGAUCGGACAUUGGCUGCAAAAGGCGACGGAGCACAUGAUCGGCUGCGUGAUGUGCUCUCCGGGAUGUUUCUCUCUUUUCCGAAGCUACGCCCUGAUGGACGACAACGUGACCAGAAAGUGAUUGAUUGCUAUUUUUGCACAAAAAAAAAUCAAGUGCAUCAAAGGAAAAGUUCUUACUGACCGACUCGAUAUAGCUAGUUUACGGCUGGCUUGAGCCAUCGAAAAAAGGGUCCUGAGACGAUUAGAAAAGAGAUAUUUCCUGGCAGGUGGAGAACGCAGACAGGCCCCGCUCCUUAGCGUCUCAAGCCAUAGUUUUCAGAGCUUGAUCUCCUGGUAAUAUUGCAAGUCUAUGCCGUGUUCAUUUGUUCACUGUUUGCAAAUUGACGCUUUAUUUGUAUUAAGUGAUUACGCGAAAUACGAAAAUUAAAAUCUUGAGAGCCGUGAAAAAAUUGGGUCAUACAAUGAAAUGGCCUUUUUACGCGCUUAAUCAAAAUAAGUCGCGUAACAAUUUUAAACGAAUGUCAAAUAAUUCUUUGAACAUGGCAAAAAACCUCCAGAUUUUUUGAUCGUAUUCCCAAACUCAAAAAAAAAAGGAACUUUUAGGUACGCCUCAAAGUCCAACGAACCCCUGGACUACAUCCAAUACGAUCAGGGCGAGGAUCGAUGGCUCUGCACAUUGUUGCUCCAACGAGGAUAUCGGUGAGAAAUUAUGAAGUCAUCAAAUCAAGUCUUCUGAUUCAGCGUUGAGUACUGCGCCGCUUCGGAUGCUCUCACUUUCGCGCCGGAAGGCUUCAACGAGUUCUUCAACCAACGUCGUCGCUGGAUCCCGUCCACGAUUGCCAACAUCUACGACCUGCUCAAGGACUACAAGAAUGUAGUCAGCGUCAACGAGAGCAUCUCCAUUUGGUAGGAAGAAAAAUAUUGGCCUUCCUUAUAAUAUUUUUUUCCAAAGCUAGAAUAUUUUUUAUUCGAUUCACUUCGACUAGUCUGACCUCUCUGCGCUCUCUUUUCUCUCAACGGCGAGGUCAGACUGUUGCAAGUUCUGAUGAAUGACAUAUCUGGUCAGAUAAUAAUGAUGGAACUUCAAAAGAAGUUUUCAUAAUCAUAAAAAGUCAACCUUUCCAGGUACAUUGUCUACCAGCUGGUGAUGCUGAUCUCGUCGAUUUUGGGUCCCGGCACGAUCUUCCUCAUGGUCGUCGGAGCCAUCAGCAUCUCGUUCGGCAUCGAUACUGUCUGGAGUCUGCUCAUCGUGACGAUCCCCGUCACCUUCUUCUGCAUCGUCUGCCUCACCGCAAAACAGGAUAAACAAGUUGGAGCUGGAGCAGUCCGAGAAAAAUCAAUAACUUGCUCAGUUGGUCGUAGCGAUGGUGAUCGGAAACUUGUUUGCGAUGCUCAUGACGGCCGUCAUUGUCGGAACCUCGUUGCAGAUUCAGAAGGACGGAAUUUUAUCGCCUCACUCGAUUUUCUUGUUCGCAGUUAUUACAAGGUGAUUUUUUGAGGUGUUGAAGCAAACUUAGUACCUUUACAAGGUAGCUGAUAACUUGGAAAUGGGCCGAAAAUCAUGAUCUGAUUGGUUCUCACUGGUGACUUGAAGGGCGGUACUCUGAUCCCCUCGAUGUCAAGUCGCGGUGAACGUACUUUUCAAGGAGCCUCUAUCCGGAUUAUAAUAUAACCAAAAUUUGAAGCUAAAAGCGGUGUGAGAAAUUAUUUUCCGAAAAAAAAAGUCCGAAUCUAGUUUCCUCGGAGGCUUCCAGUUUUGAUUAGAGAAGUGCUCGUUAACACAAACCGAACCUUUUUGAGUAUUCUUAGUGAUCCCUUCAGCAGAUCUCUUAAGUGUGCAUCACAAAAGUUCAGAAACGUCCGGUUCCGAGGACUCUAAAGUAGGUUGGAAGCUUCAGCAGGCCUCCAGAAAUCGAAUUCUUUUCAUUUUCUAAGUAGCUUUUUUUUUCGACUCUUCAACAUUUUUUUUUCAGUUUCAUGACGGCUGCGAUGCUUCAUCCUCUGGAAUUCACUUGUAUCAUCCCUGGUGCCAUUUAUUUCCUCGCCAUUCCUUGUAUGUACAUGCUCCUGCCCAUCUACAGUCUCUGCAAUCUCAACACGGUUCGAAAAUCAGAACCAAUAAAAGAAUGAAAGUUGCGUUUAAGGUCACCUGGGGAACGAGAGAAGAUCCGCGAGCCGAUGAAAAGAACGACUUGGCGAAAAAACAGAAAGACCGGAUCGAUGGGAUCGAGGCUGGCGGGGUAGGUCUUGAGAGGAAAAUUGGAAAUUCCGAGGAGUUUACUGUAAUGCAGAAAGAGAGAUAAAGAAGCUCGAUGAUACUGUGUUUCGGUAGAGCCACUUCAAUAUGGCAAAAUUAAUUUUUCCGAGCAGUUUUAUGGACCACUUAAGAGUGCUGACGCCGCUAAAGUUGCUAUUAAAAAUUCUCAGAAACGUCCGGGGCGCGUUGCCAAGGUCCGAGAUAGGGAAGUAGAAUUACUGUAGUGCGAUGGAGCUACUUUAACGGACACGUUGAUCGAUUUUUAUUUUUUCAAACAAGUUGGACCAAUAGUUUGAGCGUACAAAAAAAUCUAACAAAAUUGAACUUGAUCCACCUCGGCGUUUGAAAAUUGAGCUUCUUGAUUUGUUUUAAUGAUAUCUAUUUUUUUUACAGAUCACUAAAGACGAUGGUUUUGCUGAUGGAUGUAGUCGACUGCUCUGCUGCCUGCCGAAUAAUCGGGUGGACCCUAUGGUUGGCCCUGAAAAAAUUCAGUUAUUAUCAAAUGUUUUGAGACGGUCGUGAUAAACGAGAAGCUGAACGAUAUCACGAAAAAGCUGGAGCGGCUGGAAAGAAAGCAACAGCCCGUCUUAGGAAGAAGGUAGCUUAGAAAAAAAGAUGAAUUUGGGGCUCAACAAUUGAAAAAGAUGUCAGUUGACUUGUAUUCCAUGAUUCAAAGACUAAAAAGGAAAAUUUUCGAAGUCUCUGAGUUUUUUUUUAAUAAUUUGCAUCGUUUUAAUGGAGUUUCAAAAAUUUAACGUUUAUUCUGGCUUUGAAUUUGAAUUCAGAGCUUUUGAAGAAAAUUAUGAAUUCUCAUCGGUUCAAAAAGAAUCUUUGUUAAUCAAUUUUCGAAAAAAACCAAUCCAAUCGUAAAAAAAAGUCCUGAGAAGAUUAAAAGAGAGACAUUGCGUGGUUGGUGGAGAGCGCAGACAGACCACGCCUCUUUGCGUCCCAAGCUAGCCGUGAAUCGGCUAUAUCUUCUGAAACCGAUCUCAAUCCACUCAAUUAUUAAAAAAUUUUCAGAGCGUCGAUUCUGUCCAGCACUGGAGGUACGGUCCAGGCGGACAAGUGCUCAGAAGCCGAUGAAGAUGAACAGGUAAAUUGAGAGUUUCCGUGAUCCCUUUUGGAUAAAUAUGAUCAUUUUUCUGCUGGGAAGCCUCUAGACAAAGAAAUUUGGAGGAACAACGAAAAUUUGACGUUGGUGAUGAGAUUUUUGGAUUCAUACUUCUUCCAAAACUAAUGAGAAACGCCAAUAUAUCAAGAGCAAUAAUUUUUAUUCAACUCCAGGCUGAACUGGAAGACGCCCUGGAGAUGUCCAACCAGUCGCACGCCGCCAAAAAGAACCAAAAAUGGAAGCAGACACAGAGCGAGGCCUGGCUCAGCGACAAGUAUCUUCAGAGGUUUCGAUGAAUUUCAGAACUAAUUCUGAUUUUUGCUCUCAGAGCUGAGCGGGAGUUCAUCGAGCCCGAGGAGGAGAACUUCUGGAAUGACGUCAUCGACAAGUACCUGUUCCCUCUUUCGAUGGACAGCAAGGAGAUGGAGCGGAUCAGGGCCGGACUUUUGGAACUUCGCAAUCGAGUAAAAAUUCUUGCUUUCGUCAAGCUGGUCGCAUUUAGAAUGGCUCAAACUUGAAUUUUUUUCUUUGCGGAUUUAAAUUAACAGUUUUUCAAAUGAUUGAGAAUUUUGAGUCUCAAUUUAAAAAUCUAUUUUUCACAGUGGGUUUUUCCGAAACUCUGCCUGAACUUUUUAAAAAAUGAUCCAUAUUUCAUCAAUUCUAGGUAACUGCCGGCUUCUUCAUGCUCAACAUCGUCUUCAUCAUCGUCGUCCUCGUCCUCCAGCUCCAAAAAGACUGUCUCCACAUCGAAUGGCCUCUUGGACCCAAGUUUAACCACACGGUUCGGCUCUGCAACGGCGAUUCCAAGGAGGUGUGAGAAGGGGUUCGAACUCAGUGAAAAUAAGUUUCUCAGGAAGUCUGGAAGAUGACGCGACUGCAGCUAGAGCCGAUCGGACUCGUCUUCCUCCUCUUCUUCAUGAGCAUCCUCGUGAUCCAGUUCCUGGCGAUGCUCUGCCAUCGAUUCGGCACCCUGGCGCACAUCAUCGCCUCGACGGAGCUCUUCUGCUUCCGCAAGACCAUCGACAAGCUCAGCGAAGACGAGCUCGUUGUCCAGAACGCCGUCGAAAUCGCCCGGGAACUGCAGGCAAUCCGCGGCGUCGAUGAGCACAACCAGGAGACUGAGGUAUGUCAUUUCAUGGAGUCUACGUCUAAAUCUUCGAGCGUGAGUCUGAAAAAUCACAAGAGCCUUCGAGAAUAAGGGAGUAGAGCGUUCAAAACUCGUUAUCUCUCUUCAUGGAGCCGAAAAUUAAAGUUUGAUUCAGCCUGGCGAAGACCGUGGGAUCUCACGUCGACGCGUCGUUCAGAACCUCGAGUCGUCACGGAGGUCGAUGAUGAAGCGGAAGACGGAGACACUCGACGCCGCCUUCAAAAAGAGGUCACUUUAGAGGCUAUUUUAGUGGUCGAUUGAAGAUUUUCGCUUCUGUUGGAUACUUCAUUUAAUUACCGCUGGAAGUUCGACUUUGAUUCGUCCCGUUCAGCUCCUAAUUGAUGAAAUACCUCUAUAGUUAUCAAUCAGCCCAUAAAGGAGUUUUUUUUUCCGAUCUCGAAAGUGACCACUUUAGUUCUCUAGGAGGCUAGGUGACGCCAUAAGGGCUUUUCUGAAAGUUUUUAUCAUUUUUUCAGCAUUGACACCGAGUGUUAUUCUUUCUUAAGGGAUUACUUCACAUCAACGAAAAAAAAACUGCUUAAGUGACUUCUCAAACAAUUUUUUGUUCCAGGUUCUUUGCGCUGUCGAGUGAGGGACAGCUGGAGCCGGGCUUUUCGUCGCGCGACAACACCAAACGGCUCACCCUCCGGAAAGGCACGAUCCGAGCGCUGGAGCAUCGGAGAGACUCCUUAUUCGGCACCUUGGACAAUCGGAAGGUUAGUUCUGGGUUUUUUUAACGACUUGACUCCUGCGGCUACUCUAUGAUCGACACCACCAUCCAGGGCCAAGACGACGUCGACGGCGCCGGCGCCAGCGUCCGCGGUCCGGCACAGCGACGGCUCGAGCGGCUCUUUACGGCGCAGCAGGAGCAAAGUCCAGGCGAAGGCCGUCGUCGGUCCGGCAAUCCAUCCUGGGACAAGCCUGGCGACGUCGAACUCCGACGCUUCUGA